AUGUCGGGCCAGCCCGCCCUUCUCCAGCAUGACAUGUUCCCAGGCAUCUUUGACUGCAUUCUCGACUACGCUUCCCGAGAUGUCCUCUUCGCGUUUCGGGCGACGUGUCGCACCAACCGGGAUCGCGUCGACGCACGGAUUUCCAGACACCUCUCCCUGUGGCUUAUAGACGACAGCACGAUGCUCUCGACUCCCGGCGACCAGCGAGUACCUGCGCUACGCUCUCCUGGUCCAGGAGAGGACCCCAAGGCCGCUUCGAUAGCUCGACGGAGGGCCCUGGGGCUCACCCGGAUCCUCGAUUACAACCUCGAACCGCACUUUGCAAGCCUCCCAGAUCAAGAGACCAUGGAUGGGCUCUGCAAUGUUCAGACAGUGCGACACUGGAGUGGCCAUACGAGACAAACAUACCCGAUCUCGUUCCCGACGUACAUCGAGUUUGUCAACAUGCACUGCCGGGCGGAGAUCUGGGCAGGUCAGAUGCGCUGGCGGCAGCCGCCUGAGUGCGAGGCGGAGCUGGCACAGGAGGGUGUACGCCGCUGGAUUGUCAACGCACGGUAUCAGACACGCGACACUGGACUGGCUUCUGCCAUCAUACAACUCGUGGUACAGCCGGCCGCUGCGGAGACCUUGCGUGAGAUGGUCAUCCUCGUCACCGAGCACUCGUAUGGCGGGUACAAACGAUCGCACGACGCUCCGCCUCCACCACCACAGUACGGAAUGUUGCAAAGUGUCAUCGAGCGCAUUGCUUCGACACUCCCGAACAUCCAGUAUACGCUCGUCCUGGACGACAAGUUUAACCCCGUGUGGUUUGGGCUUCCCGAGGAGACCUCACCAGAGCAGUUCCGGACCGCGGUCGCACAAGCUGUGCUGAAUGAGGUCAGUCGCGACAAGACCGAAUCAGAGCUCCUCCGUGCCAUGGACGCUUUCCAGCUCAUGUCGCUGGAAGAGUACCAAAGUCACGUUGGCAAUCAGCAGUUCGAGCUUCAGACUCUGGGGUGA
Apiotrichum porosum is the source of this 999-nucleotide messenger RNA. RefSeq lists its product as uncharacterized. The transcript has a single exon. The coding region runs from base 1 to 999 and encodes 332 amino acids. The record is from RefSeq and is a predicted model, not a curated record. NCBI's taxonomy places the organism in Eukaryota, Fungi, Basidiomycota, Tremellomycetes, Trichosporonales, Trichosporonaceae.